Molecule: messenger RNA, 453 nt
Organism: Colletotrichum costaricense
Lineage: Eukaryota; Fungi; Ascomycota; Sordariomycetes; Glomerellales; Glomerellaceae
Exons: 1
Coding region: 1-453 (150 amino acids)
Source: RefSeq, a predicted model, not a curated record
AUGACCAGGUACAGAGCACCGGGGCCCCCCAGACAGGCAGUCUCAAGAACCAACCAACCCCCCUUGUCCGCUGCGAGCUGGUUCAAGAUUGGUGCGCUGUACCUAUCUGCAGACUGCACCAGUAUCCGCGGUGCGCGUCCUGCCCGUGAUGCGCAUCGCAGGUACCUGCCGGGCGAGGUUCAAGCCGAGAGCUACCUCCAGCCUGGAACCUACCAAGCUCGUAGAUGCAGUUGCAGAACAGUGCCAAUCCAAUCGCAGAAUCCCACCAUCUGUCUCUCUGCUUUCCCCUCCCCCUCUGAAGUGCAUCCUAGCAGGUUGUCUGCACUUGACACCCCUGUCAUCCUAGUUCAGGUUCCUCCAACAGACUCAAUCAGAAGGGGGGCAUGGAGGGGUGGCUUGGAGGGGAGACUGGAUUGGGGGGCACACCGCGCCGUACUCCGUACUCGGGGGUGA